Messenger RNA from Argiope bruennichi, 1901 nucleotides. RefSeq names its product mpv17-like protein. Gene Ontology annotation, cellular component: cytoplasm; membrane. Lineage: Eukaryota; Metazoa; Arthropoda; Arachnida; Araneae; Araneidae. The record is from RefSeq and is a predicted model, not a curated record. Bases 228 to 806 code for a protein of 192 amino acids. The transcript has 4 exons.
AAUCGCAGCUGCCAGAAUGUACGUAUGACAUCGCUACAUUACGUCACACUAAAACUUGGCAUACUUCCUAAUAAUUGGGACAUCCUCUGCUACUUCUUUUUUGUUAUUUUUGUUCCACGAUAAGGAUAAAAGGCCAAAAUUCGAGACAUCUGAUUGCCUGCCAAGGCCACGCCGCUCUGGCACUGGGUUUCGUUGUUGUCGGCUGAAAACACAACCAGCAUACUGCCAUGUGGAGCCGUACGAAACAAAUAUUCCAGAAGCGGCCGCUUCUUAUGAAUAUGAUGUCUUUUGGCACUAUGUAUGUGAGUGCCGAAGUUGCUCAACAGUGCAUACUGAUGCAAUUGAACCCUGAAAAAAAGCAUAUAGAUUGGAAUUUGGUUAAAAAUUAUGCGAUUAUUGGUUGGGGUGGUAUAGGACCAGCGUUGUUUUACUGGUAUAGGGUGUUGGAUAGACUUUUGCCGGGAGCAACACGUGCUAUGGUAGUGAAAAAAGUUUUGACAGAUCAGUUGUGCAGCUCUCCUGCUUGUAUAGCUAUGUUUUUUGCGGGUAUGGGCGUUCUAGAAGGAAAAGAAGAUGUGUUCGCUGAACUCAAAGCCAAAUUUUGGUCGACUUACAAGAUGAGCUGCUGCUUCUGGCUACCUGCUCAGGCAAUCAACUUCGCCCUGCUUCCCCCCUACACCCGGGUGGCUUUCGUGGGGGUCGCUUCUUUCAUCUGGGUCAACGUCCUUUGCCUCGUCAAGAGACAAGAGAUUUCUGAAACUAAAAUUGACAACCCGGAGGUUCUAGAAAAAGCAGCCAAAGAUUGAGAACAGUACCUGAAAUAUGAAACUUCGAUUCAUUUUACCAACACUUGGAGCUAACCUACCAUUGGUGAUAAUGUUCAGUGAUUAAAUCAUAUAUUUAUGGUUCUGCCAUAAUGUCAACUUUAGUUGUUGCUGUUAAGUGCAAAUGUUUGAAAAGAACCUAAACAUAACAGCGAUAACGUUCAUACAUUCCAUCAGCAAUACAAAUUAUCUUUCGAGUGCAAAAUUAUCAAUAAAUGUAAUUUUCAUCUUAAUACAGAUGCCAUAAUUAACAAAACUUUUAAUGCAUUUUGUAUAUUUUAAAUAUACGCUGGCAACUGAAGUGUAGCCAAUAAUAAUGUAAUCAAUAUACGUGAUGUUACAGUUACAUGAUAAAUGAAACUGUAUUAAAUUUCACUUGCUUUAUCGCUCUUUGCCCUUGCCUAUGUCACAUCUUUUUUCCUGCUGCCAGAUGUAUAGAUGCAUUACAAAUUUAAAUUGGUGCUUUUUUGUUAUUUAUCAUUUGAUUACUAAAUAACUAUUUUUUUCGGGGGGGGGGGGAGCUGAUUCUGUUUUAUUAAUCGAAACUAUUGAUCACUAUUUUAUGAAAGAGUAAACAAAGUUGAUAUGUUAGUUACCAUUUUUUAAUAUAUUCAUCAAUUUAUGUAUAAAAAUAUACAAAAUGGAUUUUAUCGUCGAAUAAAGCCUAACGCUAUUUUUGUGCAGGAAAAAUGCAUUUUUUUUGCUUGUUUUGUCUUAAGUAUUCUAUUUCAAUUCAUUCAAUAAAUUGGUGUAUAUUGUAUGUCUUAUCAUAUAUAUAUAUAUAUACAGAAAAACUAAUAAAAUUAUCUAACUUAUUAUUAUUCAAACAAAAAAAAUCAUAGUUCUUCUAUUUAAAGGAAUUUUAUAUUUUAAGUAAUUUUUUUGAUUGUAGUUUUUUUUCUGUCUGCUAACGCUACUGAAUUUUUAUCUUUUGUAAUUAUUUUCAGUGUAAAAUUUCAUUUUUCAAACAUACUUUUAAAAUGUUUUUACUUUUGCAUUUUAUUUCCAUUCGAACCUAUUGUUUCUGUAUUGUCAAAUUUUAAUUUUUUUUUGUGUUUCAGAAGAGUAUAUCUUUUU